Messenger RNA from Phycodurus eques (leafy seadragon), 3418 nucleotides. It is a transcript of the gene anpeplb, whose product is annotated as alanyl (membrane) aminopeptidase-like b. The coding region runs from base 104 to 2983 and encodes 959 amino acids. The record is from RefSeq and is a predicted model, not a curated record. The transcript has 20 exons. Gene Ontology annotation, cellular component: cytoplasm. Gene Ontology annotation, biological process: proteolysis; peptide catabolic process. Gene Ontology annotation, molecular function: zinc ion binding; peptide binding; metalloaminopeptidase activity. NCBI's taxonomy places the organism in Eukaryota, Metazoa, Chordata, Actinopteri, Syngnathiformes, Syngnathidae.
GAUGCAGAUAAUGUUUUGCAGCUCAGAGGGAUACAUGUACAGAGACCUGUCAGACUAAGCUCCGCCACGCAAGCAAAACAGAAGUUCCAGUCCAGCAGUCACCAUGCCGAAGACUUCGACAUCCAAGGCCUUUGCCGCUGCUUUUGGCAUCCUGACUGUAUCUGUCAUUGGCAGCAUUGUCACUAUGAUCAUCUUGUACAAGACUGAGAUCUCGACAAUGAAUCCGACGCCACGGCCGACCAUCACUUCCACCACUAUGGGACCGCCGCCUGUCAUGCGGUUGCCGACAAAUCUUGUACCUGAGAACUACAAAAUCUUUCUUCAUCUUCAUUUCUACUCCGAAAUCAUAGAGGAAGUUAAUGUCACCACUCCCAACCAGACUAUGCUGUUCACUGGUAACUCAUCUGUAGAUUUCCAUUGUGUUAAGACGACGCGGAGCAUUUACCUGCAUAGCCGAGACCUGAGGGUUUAUGAUCCGGUGGUGAAGAACAAAAAUACAAAUAAGGAGAUCAGGACAGCUAACAUGAAGUAUCACACAGAUGAAAGUAAUUUCCUGGAGAUCCAGUUAAAGGAUCAACUGGAGGAAGGAAUGAACUACAGCUUGUUUCUGGCAUUCAAGGGGGAGAUAUCGCAACAUCUUCAAGCGUUGUAUGUUAGCACAUACGAUGAAGGUUUUCCACAUCCUGACGAUAAUACAAAUACGGAGAGAUUUCUUGCCAGUACCCAUCUGCAGCCAACGGACGCCAGAAGAGUGUUUCCUUGUUUCGAUGAGCCGGAAAUGAAAGCCGUGUUUGUUGUGACAAUCAUUCAUAGACCAAAUAUGGUCGCACUUGGAAAUGAAAAUGAGGCAGGCGCUGAUAUUAUUGAUGGCUGGAAAGUCACUCGUUUUAAUCCGACACCGAAAAUGUCCACAUACUUGUUUGCAUUCACAGUUUCCAAAUUCACAUCCAUCCUGUCCAAGCACGACCGUGUGAAAAUUCGAAUAUUUGCUCGGCCAGAGGCGACAAAAGCUGGACACACUCGAUAUGCAGCAAAUGUUACCGGAGAGAUUCUUAAGUUCUACGAGAAAUACUUUGACAUGAAGUACCUUCUGAAAAAGCUGGAUCAAAUUGCACUGCCAGAUUUAGCUGCUACAGCAAUGGAAAACUGGGGACUGAUCACAUAUGAAGAGGGAGCUUUGCUGUAUGAAGAGGGAGUGUCAUCCCAGUUGCAUAAGGAAACAAUCUCUUAUAUCAUUGCACAUGAACUGGCACACCAGUGGUUUGGAAAUCUUGUGACAAUGAAAUGGUGGAGUCACGUUUGGCUAAAUGAAGGUUUUGCCACGUAUUUGUCAAACUUGGCGCUGGAUGAAGUUGAACCUACAUUUAAAAUGAGAGAAAUGUACACCACAAGUGAACUCCAUGCAGCAUUUGAGCAGGAUGCAUUGGUUUCUUCACAUCCUCUUACUGUCUCAUAUAACGACGUCCAGACAACUUCACAGAUCAUCGAGAUGUUUGAUGCUAUAACCUACUACAAGGGAGCAAUUGUGCUGAGAAUGCUUGCAAACGCUGUGGAGCAAAGAGUUUUCGACAAAGGGAUUAAAAUGUACCUCAGUGCCUUUAGUUUUGGAAACACCGACCAGCAUGACCUUUGGGACUACAUACAAAAGGCUGUUCAUGACGAUGGGGGUCACACUGAUGUUGCCAAGGUGAUGGGCACAUGGACCAAUCAAAAUGGAUAUCCUGUCAUUACCAUCAACACUACAAACGGCGAGAUCUACCAGAAACACUUCCUGUUCAACAGUUCUUUUGACACUAGUCAAUUGUGGCAUAUCCCAAUUCAAGUGGUGUCAAAUACAUCAGGAAAUUCUCUCCAAUGGUUGGAGACCAGCAACACAGUUAAAGACGCAUUCAUUUCUAAGCACGGAGAGUGGAUCCUUGCAAAUGUCAAUUGUACCGGAUAUUAUCGUGUUAAUUACAACCCAGAGAACUGGGAACGACUCCUCGUUCAGCUGGAAUCAAACCCACAUCGCAUUCCAGUGAUGAACAGAGGACAACUUAUUGAUGAUGCAUUUAAUUUGGCAAGGGCCAAAAUUGUUGACGUGACUCUGGCUCUAAAUGCAACGUGGUUCCUCCGUAGCGAGAAAGAUUACAUACCCUGGGAGUCCGCCGUUCGGAAUCUUGAGUACUUUGUCCUCAUGUUUGAUCGCUCUGAGCUGUAUGGACCUAUACAGAGCUAUCUUCGGGAUCAAGUUGAAAACUUGCACAGCUUCUUCAGCAACUUGACGGACAACUCUGAAGUUCCAAUAGACCAUUCCUUACAGCACAGCCAGAUCAUAGCCAUUGAUGUGGCUUGUUCCAACGGACUCCAAGAAUGCAUAGAUAGAGCCACGUGGAUGUUUAACAACUGGAUGAAUAGCAAUGAUACCAACACUAACAGCAUUCACCCCAACUUGCGGUCAGUCGUCUACUGCCAAGCUGUCGCUGCUGGGGGGAAAAAAGAGUGGGAGUUUGCUUGGAAUAAGUUCCAGACCACCAGUGAAACCUCAGAGAAAGACCAGCUUCGUAAAGCACUGUCGUGCACCAAGAAGAUCUGGCUUCUAAGCAGAUACCUGGAGUACACUUUGGACCCUGAGAAGAUACGACUGAUGGAUGUUACUUCGACUAUUAACUACAUUGCCACAAAUGUGGCGGGACAUGGAUUGGCCUGGAAUUUUAUUCGAGCGCACUGGGACUACGUUAGUCAGGGGGAUGGAGCCAAGCUGAUAGAGAGAGUGACCAGGAGGUUCUCGACACAGUUCGAACUGGAGGAGUUGGAGAAGUUUGCAACAAACUACGAUCUUGGUCCUGCUUCUGCGGCUAUGGAGCUGGCCAUAGAGCAAGUCAAAGUCAACAUUGAGUGGGUCAGCGAGAACAAGGACAUCGUACUGGAGUGGUUUCAAACCAAAACUCAGAACGAUAUCGAGCCUUUGUUUGGUCCAUCAGAUGGUGAAAGCAGCUUUUAAAGGCCUCCCUCUGCUACUAAACACAGAAUCUAAGGUAACUCUUAAAUCAAUUCCAACAAAAUGGACCAAAAAAACUGACUGAUGCACUUUUCUAAAACCGACUUCUUGAGAUGAAUACAGAAUCUAAGUCAAAUGUAGAUUACGUUACAAAAUUAAACAUACUCUAUCCAUUCAUCCAUUUUCUGAGCCGCUUCUCCUCACAAGGGUCACGGCAGUGUUGGAGCCUAUCCCAGCUAUCAUCGGGCAGGAGGCGGGGUACACCCUGAACUGGUUGCCAGCCAAUCGCAUGGCAAUGGCACACAUAAACAAACAACCAUUCUCACUCACAUUCACACCUAGGGGCAAUUUAGAGACUUCAAUUAACCUACCACGCAUGUUUUUGGGAGGUGGGAGGAAACCGGAGUACCCGGCGAAAACCCACGCAGGCACAGGGAG